CUCCAAACAUAUUCAGCCCGUUUCUCUCCGAAUGAAGGACAUGACGCGCAGACAUUUUUUUAUUGUCAGUAUUAUGCCGUGCAUGAAUGACAACAAGGGAGAAAGAGAGAGAGAAAGGAGGAAGUAAGUGAGCGCGAGAAAGAGGAAGAGAGAGAGAGAGAGAGAGAGACUAUACAACUAUGUCGAUGAUCCCUACGAGUUAGGAACGCGGUGCUCAGCGCGCAGUGCAGACAGCCACUUUAACACCUCCAAUCACUAAAGGAUUAUCAACACUUCUGCUGUCAUUCCAGACCAUUCAGAUACUGGCGUCUUGAUCGGCGACCGAAAUUCACGCACCAGGAAGAUAUCAGUUUUCAAUGUCAAAGUAAAGGAGCAUCGCUGAUUCUAAAGAUGGAGAAAUGAACCACCGGUGAGGCUUGAAGCAGUGGGGUCAGCUGUAGAUGAGUUUCCUGCACCAUGCCGCCGGGGGUCUACGGCAUGCAGGAUGUGUGGGAGAGGGAGGGUUGGCAACAGGUCAACAUGGAGUUCCUCCUCCCCACAGGGAUCUACCUUAACUUUACUGUAACAUCCAGUGACACCAUUAGUACCAUCAAGAAGAUGGUGUGGAAGAAUGCCAGGAACGAGCCUCUGUUCAGUGCCCUGAGUGACCCGGAUGCCUACGUCUUCACCUGCAUCAACAUGACCGCGGAGCGGGAGGAGCUGGAAGAUGAGCAGCGUCGCAUGUGUGACGUUCGGCUGUUCUUGCCAAUUCUCAGGCUGGUGGCCCGGGAAGGAGACCGAGUCGAGAAGCUCAUCACCACCCAGAUCAGUCUUCUUAUAGGAAAAGGUCAUCAUGAAUUUGACUCCCAAAAAAACCAUGAGGUGAAUGAAUUCCGAACAAAAAUGCGGACAUUUUGUGAAGAGCGUGCUCAGGUGCGUCAGAUGUUGCCAUGGGAUCAAUGGAUGGAGUACAACUUCCCAUGUGACUUGGAGCCGUGCUCUGUAGUGGCACAAUCUGGGAAAUCGUGCAGUGACAAAAAGAUUUUUGUCAAUGUGAAGUUUGAGGGCAGUGAGGAGACCUUCGUUCUCCAGCAAGGUCCACAGGACCUGCCAAUGUUUCUGAAACAGAACGCCUUGAGAAAGAAGUCCACCGUGUUCCGAUCGGCAAAGCAGGAGAAGCCAGAGGACUACGCCCUUCAGAUUAACGGGAGAUGGGAGUUCAUUUAUGGAAAAUAUCCACUCUGCCAGUUUAAAUAUAUUUUUACAUGUUUGCAUGGAGGUAUUACCCCACACCUGACCAUGGUGCAUCAUUCAGUCAUCAUCAAGUACCAGGAGGAACAGGGUGGCCUCAGUAACCAGGUGUCCAGGAGUCGUGCUCAGUCCAAACCGCCCCCACUGCCUCUGAAAAGGCAAAACACGUCUUCGCUGUGGUCUAUCCAUGAGCCUUUCUAUAUAUACCUUCUACAGGGUAGCCGAGUGAAUGCAGAUGAAGGCAUGAAGCUGGUGGUUCAGGCUGGCCUCUUCCAUGGCAGUGAGCUCCUGUGCAAAGUGGUGACCAGUAAUGAGGUCAGUGUUUGCUCCGAACCCGUAUGGGACCAGAAACUAGUGUUUGACAUCAGCGCGAGUGACCUGCCUCGGAUGAGUCGCCUCUGCAUUGCCCUCUACGGCGUCAUCGAGAAGACCAAGAAGCGCCCUACCAAGAAGAAAAACAAAAGUUCGGACUGCCCUUUAGCCUGGGUUAACACGAUGGUGUUUGACUACAAGGACCAACUAAAAACUGGAGAAUUUUCCCUGUCCACAUGGCCAUCAGUCCCAGAUGAUAAAGGAGAUUUGUUGAAUCCUAUGGGCACUGUGGAGAAAAAUCCAAACAUUGACAGCACGGCUGGUCUUCUGAUUCGCUUUCCCAACAUCAGACCACACCCCCUGUAUUAUCCUCCAAUUGAAAAGCUAAAUGAGCUGGGUUUGAAUGGUGAAAAAACUGUUGCUACAAAAGAAGAGCACCUGAAACUGAGAGAGAUUGUGGACAAUAAAAACUACACCGAGUUCUUUGAGGAUGAGAAGGAGCUUCUGUGGAAGUUACGUGAGGUGGUGAGGCAGCGAUACCCAGAGAGCCUCCCCAAACUCCUCCUCAUCACUAAGUGGAACAAACACGAGGACGUGGCUCAGAUGGUUGGUUUGUUACGAAAAUGGCCAGAAUUGCCUGCUAUACAUGCUCUAGAACUUCUGGACUACAGUUUCCCUGACCCUCAUGCCCGCUCCUUCACUAUCCGCUGCCUCAGGAAGUUGCGUGACGAUGAGCUCUUUCAGUACCUCUUACAACUGGUGCAGGUUCUGAAGUAUGAAUCCUACCUGGAUUGUGACUUGACCUGUUUCUUGCUUGAGAGAGCCCUGGCCAACAAGAAAAUAGGUCACUUCUUGUUUUGGCACCUCAGGUCAGAAAUGCAUGUGUCCUCAGUCAGCUUGAGAUUUGGACUUAUUCUGGAGGCGUUCUGUCGUGGGAGCAUCUUUCACCUCAAGAACUUGAUGAAGCAGAAUGAGGCUCUGAAUAAAAUGAAAGCUCUCAAUGACUUUGUGAAAUCAGGCAGUCAGAAAGCAACCAGGAUACAGACUACAGAGGACAUGAAAGUGUGCAUCAAACAGGACACUUACAUGGAAGCGCUUUCGGAUGUCGUUUCCCCUCUCAACCCGAGCAUCGUGCUGUGUGAACUAUGUGCAGACAAGUGUAAGUUCAUGGACUCAAAGAUGAAACCUCUGUGGCUGAUGUACAAGAACAAAUAUGAUACUUUGGGCAUUAUCUUCAAGAAUGGAGACGAUUUGAGGCAGGAUAUGCUAACCCUUCAGAUGAUUCAGCUAAUGGAUGUUUUAUGGAAAACAGAAGGUCUUGACCUCAGAAUGCUGCCCUACGGAUGCCUGUCAACUGGAAAUAAAACGGGUCUUAUUGAGGUGGUGAAAAACUCAGACACUAUCGCCAACAUCCAGAGAAACAACAGCAACAGUGCAGCCACCGCUGCCUUCAACAAGGACGCUCUUCUCAACUGGCUUAAAUCCAAAAACCCAGGGGAUAAACUGGAUCAAGCCAUUGAGGAAUUCACCCUCUCCUGCGCAGGCUACUGUGUAGCCACAUAUGUUCUGGGAAUAGGGGACCGUCACAGUGACAAUAUAAUGAUCAGGGAAACGGGUCAGUUAUUCCAUAUAGAUUUCGGGCACUUUUUGGGGAACUUCAAGAGCAAAUUCGGGAUCAACAGAGAACGUGUACCUUUCAUUCUGACAUACGACUUUGUCCAUGUAAUUCAGGAGGGACGGACCAACAACAGCGAGAAAUUUGAACGGUUUCGUGAGUGCUGCGAACAAGCCUACAAAAUCCUUUGCAGGAAUGGGACUCUUUUUGUGAAUCUUUUUGCCUUGAUGAAAGCUGCAGGACUCCCUGAGCUCAGUUCUUCCAAAGACAUCCAAUAUCUCAUGGACUCUUUGGCACUGGGGAAAUCUGAGGAGGAAGCACUGAAGAACUUUAAAGUGAAAUUUAAUGAAGCUCUAAGAGAGAGCUGGAAGACCAAGGUGAACUGGAUGAUGCACACUUUUGCCAAAGAUAACAGAUAAAUGGCACUUGAUCACAGGAGACCCACUGAAACCCUCUUGAUGCUGAGUUUUGAUUUAAACCAAUGCAGCUUUGAACACAAUCAAUGUCGCACUGCUGUCUAGCAUUUAUGGCAUUAUACUUCCAUGCAAAGGCAAAAAAAGGCAUGACCAAUAUCAUAGUUCAAAUGCGACUAGAUUUGGUGUUUAAAAUCCGGAAAUUCAGUCAAAGAAGUUCCUGCGUUUUUUUUUUGUUUUUUUUGCAGGGCAGUAUAUACAUCAACAGCUGUUUAGCGAAUGUUUACAUCUGUGACGUAAUAUUGAAUAAUUCUAUACAUUUGUUUUAGUGAGACCUACUGCUUGAAAUGAGAGUAAUUUCAGAUACAUGUUGUAUUUGCAACACACUGCACUGGGAAUCGAAGCUACAAAUUUAACAAUCUAUUGGCGUGCCACUAAUUUAACUAGCAUCUCUGAUUUGUAUCUGUCACAUUUGUGUACCUGCACCGAUUAAGUGAGAUUAAUGUAUUUAUCAUUUAUAACUGUACAGCAUAAAUAAUUGCCUUUUGUUCUGAAGAAGAAAGCACUUUGUGUUUUCAUACAGUUUACAUUUUUGUUUUGUCACAUGAAUGUGUUUGGUUGUACAUAUUCUUUAGUGUAUCAUACGUAUAUUUACAUUCCUUAAAACAGUAUUUUUUCAUUUGAAUUAUUUGUAUAAUAGGGGAAAUUGUUGAUCAGGAAAGCCUUUGUAUAGUGGUGUACAUGAGAAGACAUUUUUUAUGUCAGUGUAGAAAUGAGCCUUAAAUAUUUUGUAUUUGUGGGGUAUUCUGUGCCUUUGGGAUGAGACACAAGCCAUCUUGAAGUCGUGUCCAAAGAGUUAGCUUUUUGUUCAGUGAAAUGUGUUCAAAGGAUGUAUGCCUUGUACUACUGUACUAUAAAUCAGGGCAAAAGUGGAAUAUUGUUGCUCUGUAGAACAUUGGGCUGUUAAUUGUGUGCCUAUUUUGAAUAUAGAGUCAGUCAAGCUUGUGUUUUCUCUUCCGGUAAACCUUAAUCAGUUCCAGAAUGUGUCGCCACAGUAUUCUCUGACUGAAUCCACUGCUACUUGAUUCAUGAAGAUACUUUUUCUCAAAAGAUGUGUAAAUUUUGUUUAUUUUGAAUCUUUAAAUGUCCUCUAGAAUGUGAUUUUUUAAAAAAAAGAGAUUUAAAGUUAAAUCCAUCUAAUCUUUAUAUAUGACAGUCCUAUAAACACCCACCGCAUGUAAGGAAGAUUUGUGGACAGAGGAAGAACUUUCAAAUAAUGAAUGGAUUUUAGCAGUGGUUCAGGUAUUGAUUAUCAUCUAUUGGACUACUAGCCGAGUACCUCUCAUGCUGUGGUUUUGUUCAAGCCAUCAUUAUUCAAUAUUUUUGAUUGCGUACCAUGAUCUUUAAGUUACUUCACAGUGUGAAACGCCAGGAUCUUGAAUUUCUAGGUUUACUAAUGUAUUGUUUCAGUUUUUAACUGCUUUCUGAAGUUUUCAGAGAUGUUAUGGAAGUGUGAUACUCAUUCUCAUUUUUGCCAUA
This is a messenger RNA of Sinocyclocheilus grahami, 5109 nucleotides long. RefSeq names its product phosphatidylinositol 4,5-bisphosphate 3-kinase catalytic subunit delta isoform. Lineage: Eukaryota; Metazoa; Chordata; Actinopteri; Cypriniformes; Cyprinidae. Bases 457 to 3576 code for a protein of 1039 amino acids. Gene Ontology annotation, biological process: cell migration; phosphatidylinositol-3-phosphate biosynthetic process; phosphatidylinositol 3-kinase/protein kinase B signal transduction. Gene Ontology annotation, cellular component: plasma membrane; cytoplasm; phosphatidylinositol 3-kinase complex. The transcript is spliced from 23 exons. The record is from RefSeq and is a predicted model, not a curated record. Gene Ontology annotation, molecular function: 1-phosphatidylinositol-4-phosphate 3-kinase activity; 1-phosphatidylinositol-3-kinase activity.